Messenger RNA from Gorilla gorilla gorilla (western lowland gorilla), 6765 nucleotides. It is a transcript of the gene ABCG1, whose product is annotated as ATP binding cassette subfamily G member 1. Lineage: Eukaryota; Metazoa; Chordata; Mammalia; Primates; Hominidae. The transcript has 15 exons. Gene Ontology annotation, molecular function: ABC-type sterol transporter activity; ATP binding; ATP hydrolysis activity. The coding region runs from base 296 to 2365 and encodes 689 amino acids. Gene Ontology annotation, biological process: transmembrane transport; cholesterol homeostasis; cholesterol efflux. The record is from RefSeq and is a predicted model, not a curated record. Gene Ontology annotation, cellular component: plasma membrane.
GGCCGGAGGGAAGAGGGGACUUGAAGAAGGGGAGCCCCGCGCGCGCGGCUGUGGGCUUGGGGACCGGGGACUUCUCGCGCCAUCCCCACGAACGCCAGGCAAGGUCUGGGGGAACAAAAGAGGAAGCUGCCCCCAGAGAGCCGGAGCCUGCGACUGCACUCCCGGGGACACCCUCUCCCGGACCCACUCGGGGAGGCGGCGGCGAAGGCCCGGGGAGACCCGCGAGGGGCAAGCCCGGAUUCCUGCCGGCCGCCUUUCUGCGCGCGCCGGAGAGAGAGACGCGGUGGGGACAGGGAUGCGCAUUUCACUUCCCCGAGCUCCGGAGAGGGAUGGCGGGGUGUCGGCGAGUUCACUGCUGGACACAGUUACUAAUGCCAGCAGUUACUCUGCAGAGAUGAUGGAGCCCAAGUCGGUGUGUGUCUCGGUGGAUGAGGUGGUGUCCAGCAACAUGGAGGCCACUGAGACGGACCUGCUGAAUGGACAUCUGAAAAAAGUAGAUAAUAACCUCACGGAAGCCCAGCGCUUCUCCUCCUUGCCUCGGAGGGCGGCUGUGAACAUUGAAUUCAGGGACCUUUCCUAUUCGGUUCCUGAAGGACCCUGGUGGAGGAAGAAAGGAUACAAGACCCUUCUGAAAGGAAUUUCCGGGAAGUUCAAUAGUGGUGAGCUGGUGGCCAUUAUGGGUCCUUCCGGGGCCGGGAAGUCCACGCUGAUGAACAUCCUGGCUGGAUACAGGGAGACGGGCAUGAAGGGGGCCGUCCUCAUCAACGGCCUGCCCCGGGACCUGCGCUGCUUCCGGAAGGUGUCCUGCUACAUCAUGCAGGAUGACAUGCUGCUGCCACAUCUCACUGUUCAGGAGGCCAUGAUGGUGUCGGCACAUCUGAAGCUUCAGGAGAAGGAUGAAGGCAGAAGGGAAAUGGUCAAGGAGAUACUGACAGCGCUGGGCUUGCUGUCUUGCGCCAACACGCGGACCGGGAGCCUGUCAGGUGGUCAGCGCAAGCGCUUGGCCAUCGCGCUGGAGCUGGUGAACAACCCUCCAGUCAUGUUCUUCGAUGAGCCCACCAGCGGCCUGGACAGUGCCUCCUGCUUCCAGGUGGUCUCGCUGAUGAAAGGGCUCGCUCAAGGGGGUCGCUCCAUCAUUUGCACCAUCCACCAGCCCAGCGCCAAACUCUUCGAGCUGUUCGACCAGCUUUACGUCCUGAGUCAAGGACAAUGUGUGUACCGGGGAAAAGUCUGCAAUCUUGUGCCAUAUUUGAGGGAUUUGGGUCUGAACUGCCCAACCUACCACAACCCAGCAGAUUUUGUCAUGGAGGUUGCAUCCGGCGAGUACGGUGAUCAGAACAGUCGGCUGGUGAGAGCGGUUCGGGAGGGCAUGUGUGACUCAGACCACAAGAGAGACCUCGGGGGUGAUGCCGAGGUGAACCCUUUUCUUUGGCACCGGCCCUCUGAAGAGGUAAAGCAGACAAAACGAUUAAAGGGGUUGAGAAAGGACUCCUCAUCCGUGGAAGGCUGCCACAGCUUCUCUGCCAGCUGCCUCACGCAGUUCUGCAUCCUCUUCAAGAGGACCUUCCUCAGCAUCAUGAGGGACUCGGUCCUGACACACCUGCGCAUCACCUCGCACAUUGGGAUCGGCCUCCUCAUUGGCCUGCUGUACUUGGGGAUCGGGAACGAAGCCAAGAAGGUCUUGAGCAACUCCGGCUUCCUCUUCUUCUCCAUGCUGUUCCUCAUGUUCGCGGCCCUCAUGCCCACUGUUCUGACAUUUCCCCUGGAGAUGGGCGUCUUUCUUCGGGAACACCUGAACUACUGGUACAGCCUGAAGGCCUACUACCUGGCCAAGACCAUGGCGGACGUGCCCUUUCAGAUCAUGUUCCCAGUGGCCUACUGCAGCAUCGUGUACUGGAUGACGUCGCAGCCGUCCGACGCCGUGCGCUUUGUGCUGUUUGCCGCGCUGGGCACCAUGACCUCCCUGGUGGCACAGUCCCUGGGCCUGCUGAUCGGAGCCGCCUCCACGUCCCUGCAGGUGGCCACUUUCGUGGGCCCAGUGACAGCCAUCCCGGUGCUCCUGUUCUCGGGGUUCUUCGUCAGCUUCGACACCAUCCCCACGUACCUACAGUGGAUGUCCUACAUCUCUUAUGUCAGGUAUGGGUUUGAAGGGGUCAUCCUCUCCAUCUAUGGCUUAGACCGGGAAGAUCUGCACUGUGACAUCGACGAGACGUGCCACUUCCAGAAGUCGGAGGCCAUCCUGCGGGAGCUGGACGUGGAAAAUGCCAAGCUAUACCUGGACUUCAUCGUACUCGGGAUUUUCUUCAUCUCCCUCCGCCUCAUUGCCUAUUUUGUCCUCAGGUACAAAAUCCGGGCAGAGAGGUAAAACACCUGAAUGCCAGGAAACAGGAAGAUUAGACACUGUGGCCGAGGGCACGUCUAGAAUCGAGGAGGCAAGCCUGUGCCCGACUGACGACACAGAGACUCUUCUGAUCCAACCCCUAGAACCGCGUUGGGUUUGUGGGUGUCUCGUGCUCAGCCGCUCCGCCCAGCUGGGUUGGAUCUUCUCUCCAUUCCCCUUUCUAGCUUUAACUAGGAAGAUGUAGGCAGAUUGGUGGUUGUUUUUUUUUUUUUUAACAUACAGAAUUUUAAAUACCACAACUGGGGCAGAAUUUAAAGCUGCAACACAGCUGGUGAUGAGAGGCUUCCUCAGUCCAGUCGCUCCUUAGCACCAGGCACCGUGGGUCCUGGAUGGGGAACUGCAAGCAGCCUCUCAGCUGAUGGCUGCGCAGUCAGAUGUCUCGUGGCAGAGAGUCCGAGCAUGGAGCGAUUCCAUUUUAUGACUGUUGUUUUUCAUAGUUUCAUCUUUCUAAGGUGUGUCUGUUUUCCAAUGAGAAGUCAUUUUUGCAAGCCAAAAGUCGAUCAAUCGCAUUCAUUUUAAGAAAUUAUACCUUUUUAGUACUUGCUGAAGAAUGAUUCAGGGUAAAUCACGUACUUUGUUUAGAGAGGCGAGCUGGUCUUAUACAUAGACAGCACUUGUGAAGGAUUGAAUGCAGGUUCCAGGUGGAGGGAAGACGUGGACACCAUCUCCACUGAGCCAUGCAGACAUUUUUAAAAGCUAUACAAAAAAUUGUGAGAAGACAUUGGCCAACUCUUUCCAAGUCUUUCAUUUUCCACGUGCUUCUUAUUUUUAGCGAAAUAUAUUGUUUGUUUCUCCCUAACUUUCUGACUACCUUUAAUUUUGCCUAGGUUGAUUUAAACAAACAAACAGCUUCCCUUUCCUCCUGUAUCACCUCAGCUGCCUCCACUGAACCUGGAAGAAUGGGGCUUAGGGAAAUUCAGGCACGACCUUUGAGGGUUGGCUCAGCAGGAGCGGCCAGCAGUGAAAGAUGGGCUAACUGUGCAAGAGGGGAGGAGGCCAACGAGAUGGCAUCAGAAUCCAAGGGCUUAGGACGAAGUCAGUAGACUUCAGCAUGUGGAGGCAUUUGAAACUUGAUCAAACAACGCAUUUCGAGUGGUGGGAGAUUUCAUCUCUGGGUUUUGCGACCUCACAGCCGCAUCACCGCCUCAGUGUUAGGCUUGUGUAAACUUUGCACAUUGGAAACCGCUUCUUUCCUAUGACUGAAUCACAUAAGUCAAAUCCCGCUAGGGCAGGAACAGGUGCCUAUCUGGAGGUCAAGGGGCCUUUGAAUUCACAACAAGGCUGCCUGUGAGUUUGUCAGCUCUCAGAGGCAGUUUGACUACAUGCGGAGAAGGUGAUUCUGGCCAAAGAAGUCCAUCUUCAGGAAAAUGCCAUUGUUUACUCCCUCUAGAAUAUCAUUCUCCUAGAAUCAGGGCUUCCGGUGGAAAGGCUGUGUUUUUGUGGGAAAAUCAGUGAACCUUUCUAAGCUACACUUUUCCUCAUCUGUAAAUAGUUACAGUACAUCAUGCCCAAGGCCAUGCCAGCUCAAAGGUGGUGGGAUUCCUUGGUGAUGUCCCUGAAGCUCUUAUUUCCCACUUCGAAAGAACGAAAAGGGUCUGAAUUUUAUUUACACAUGGAUUUAGUUUGCUAAUUCUUAGAGAUUCCUUUUUUAUUGCUAGAUCUUUUUUAGUAAACACAAUUGAGAUAGAUAUUAAAGUGUAAUUUUAAGUGUGCUUGUUCUAUACAAAUAUGGCAUUGCCUUCCAGAUUAAGUUUUUAACCAGAGUCAAACUUAGCCUUUAUAAAAAGUCCUCAUUUAAUUUCAAAAUAGAUCUUCUUGUAAGACAUUGCACAUAGGGAAGACCUACCUAGGAAUAAUAGCCUGGUGAAAUGUAGAAUUGGAAAAAGGCAAAAGUCCUUGCUCAUGACUCAGAACUACAUCGAGUAAGGUCAGUGUUGAAAACACCCAUUCCCUCCAGGUGAGCCUUCUCCAUUGUGGAUUAGUGUUGUGGCUUCAUGGCCCUAAUAGGGGUGUGUCUUCCAGGAACUGCACUGCAUGGGGCCCACAGCCCUGCCCCAGAAGCAGCUUGGUAUCGUUUGCUGAGACCGCUUGCUGUGCCUCAUCAAUUUCAGGAGGAAAGAGUGAGAUGCCUCUAGAUUUUAAAUCUGGUUUCGGAGAGCACCUAAGCCCUCUGAUGGGAUGACUCUCGUAGGAGCUUGAUGGGGGUAAUUCUAAGGGGGAAGAGCUUGGGAACCGUGAGGGCUGUUAGGCUGCAAGAAGGGAAUGGAUAUGUGAGACCACGUGGGUUUAUUUUUUGAAGGGUGAACUGGAGUAGGUGAGGAUUCUGCAGUUGACGCCCCAGGAUGGCUUUGCUCAGCCCUCCCCCGUAGACUGGAGGAAAGCCUACCGCCAAGGGAGGAGAGGAUGCAUCUGUCCUAGGUGCAGCCGGCCUCCCUCUUCCAGGUUCAGCAAGGGUCCCUGGCUGGGCAUUUUCCUCGUAACCUUUGGCAGCAUUGGCUCAAAUGCCAUUGUUUAGCUUCCCAGAUAUUUCCCCGCUGCUUUUUGUGUUAAGGUAGUUUGGUAAAAUGCCGUAUUCCAAUGACCUAAGAUAACAUCAAGCAACUCACUGGUUUACUUUUCUAACUAGCUGUGGUUAAGACGCACACGGCAAUGUGCUAUCUUUCACAUGCUGGACGUUAAACCCAGACCAACUCCCCAAAUCUAAUUUGUUUCAGUAAUUUCUGAAUGCAUUGACCAAGAUAUUCCUUUCAUCUCUGAUUGAGUUUCUUCCAUUAGAAGGAAGGAUUAAACCUUGGAUAAAAGAUUUGCAGAUGCCCCAGUGGUUAGUAGAGGUGAAAAUGGAGGUUUCAGGGAAACUGCUGGGGCCUUUUGCCUUUGUCCUCAUCCAAAGCAUUUUGUGCCUCUCUUUCUUCUCCUCUGGCUGAAUAUCCACUGGAGAUUGAAUUCUCCGAAACUCCCUGUGUGGGUGAAGUGGGAAGCUGUGCCCAGGAAGGGGAGUAACUGUGCAAAGUUUUAUGCAGUCAAUGCCAGAAUUGGAUUACAUCACCUGGGGGAGGCGCCUUCAGGACCAGGAAAUGGUACAUGGAGCUUUGAGGUGAAAACUCAUCUUAGAAACCCACAAAAAGUCAUUCCCCCAGCCUGACAUCAGGGACAGACCACACCCAUGGGGCAGAAACCGGGCUUGGUUGUUGCAGUCAGAAGAGAAGGCACGACUCUGGUGCACCGAGCACCUUUCCUCAUGGCUGUUUCCAGGCACUGGGCUGGAUGUCCUCGGAACCCCCUGUCCCCUGCUCACUCCUCAAACCCUUACUGACCCACCCCUCUCGCCUGGUGCUGUCCCAGGCCCUGGGGGCGAGGGGGAGGGGACUCCAACGUGGGCUUGCCCUCCAGUGUGGUGGGAGGGAACCACGUGGCCACUUGGCUUAGCCGUGCUCAUGGUGCAGACGUGGAACGCGGAGGCGGGGAGAGGCUCCGUGACGUCCCCAGGGCCCCAGAACGAGGAAGGAGCGGAGUUGGGAUUCCAGCCCAGUUGGACCCUGAAGUCCCUGUUUUGUUUACUGCCUCCUGUUCAUGGCGUAUGAAUGUAUCUGAGAUGCUUUGUAAGGCAUAAAGUGCAAUACUAGCUUAGUGGCUGUUCGUUCAGUGAUUCCUUCUGUUACCAAACAGGUGGCUGAGAUGAGAGGGCAACCCAAGCCUAAUGCCCUUCAGUGGCCUUGCAUCAGAGUACUCGUGACAGGUACCUCUCCGUGGAGAGGGGCUGUCCUCUGCCCUUGCCUGCUCCUCCUAUUGCAACAGUCCUGUGGACUAGCUCAGGCUCUACAGGGGCUGGUGUGUGUGUGUGUGUGUAUGGUGUGUAUGUGUCUACCUACACACAAGCACAUGUGCACACAUGCACACACAUGCAUGCAAGCACACGCACACACACACAUACAUGCACACACACGCACAUGGACACACACAUGCACACACAUACAUGCACAAACAUACAUGCACACACACGCACAGGGACACACACAUACAUGCACACACAUACAUGCAGGUGUGCAGACUUGGCUCCAGGCGUGUGUUUGAUAGUAUUAUUCUAUGAUAUUUCCCUCAUUUCCAUAGAAUACAAGCUUCUGAAUCCUCAAUCAGCCUUUACUGCAAGAAGAAAAGAAAAACCUCUCUCAUUCCAGGUCUGUGGUGCAGAUGGGAAGAGUAUAGUCAAAACCCAUUAAGGCCUUAGUCAAAUGCCAGCUGAAUUAGAACGCAAUGAACGUUAGACAAAACAACCCAACUGGCCAGGCGGGGGAGGUGCAGAGUGUAUAAAGUUAGAUACUUAUAAAGAAUAAAGACUCUAAUAAAAUAUUUUAUAUAAAACUUUU